Strigops habroptila (Kakapo) is the source of this 4962-nucleotide messenger RNA. RefSeq names its product SMCR8-C9orf72 complex subunit (gene SMCR8). The record is from RefSeq and is a predicted model, not a curated record. The transcript is spliced from 2 exons. Gene Ontology annotation, cellular component: guanyl-nucleotide exchange factor complex. Gene Ontology annotation, molecular function: GTPase activator activity. The coding region runs from base 124 to 2925 and encodes 933 amino acids. Lineage: Eukaryota; Metazoa; Chordata; Aves; Psittaciformes; Psittacidae.
GCGGCGGCGGGACACGGGCUGCGGCGGGGCCUCCCGUAGGGCCCCGUGGUGGUGGUUGUGGUGGUGGCGGCGGGGACCGGCCGGGGCCUCGCUGCUCCAUGUGGGUCCCGUCCUAAGGGAAAUAUGAUCAGCGCCCCCGACGUGGUGGCGUUCACCCGGGAGGAGGAGCUGGAGGAUGAGCUGUACAGCGAGCCGCCGCUGCCCGAGGAGUACUCGGUGCCGCUGUUCCCCUUCGCCAGCCACGGGGCCAACCCUUGGGCCAAGGUCGCCAGCUCCAAGUUCAGCCGGGAUUUCAUCCUCAUUUCCGAGUUCUCAGAGCAAGUGGGGCCUCAGCCCCUCCUGACCAUCCCCGAUGACGCCAAAGUGUCGGGUACUUUCGAUCUCAAUUACUUCUCCCUGCGGAUCAUGUCUGUGGAUUACCAGGCUUCCUUCGUGGGGCACCCUCCCGGCUCUGCCUACCCGAAGCUGAACUUCGUGGAGGAUUCCAAAGUGGUGCUGGGGGACUCGAAGGAGGGAGCCUUUGCCUACGUGCACCACUUGACUCUGUACGAUUUGGAAGCGAGAGGGUUUGUGAGGCCCUUCUGCAUGGCCUAUAUUUCUGCUGAUGAGCACAAAAUCAUGCAGCAGUUCCAGGAACUCUCUGCCGAGUUUUCCAAAGCUUCCGAAUGCCUAAAGACAGGGAACCGGAAAGCUUUUGCUAAUGAACUGGAAAAGAAACUGAAAGAUCUCGACUACACCAGGACUGUCCUGCACAACGAAACCGAGGUGCAGAAGAAAGCCAAUGACAAAGGGUAUUACACGACCCAAGCCAUUGAGAAAGCCAACGAGCUGGCCAGUGUGGAAAAGUCCAUCAUCGAGCACCAAGACCUGCUGAAACAAAUCAGGUCGUAUCCCUACAGGAAGCUGAAGGAAUCUGACUUCCACCCCUACGAGCCGGAGUGUGCACUGCUGGAUCAGGCCAACGCGGGCUGCGAUCGGGACCCCGCUACCUCCGACCCUGCUGAAACUCCCUUUUACACCCAUGUGCCGUCCUAUACCCCCAAGCUCAUCAAAGCCAAGUCUGCCAAAUGCUUUGACAAGAAGCUGAAGACGCUGGAGGAGCUCUGUGACGUGUAUUUUUUCACCCAAACCCUGGACCAGUUGCACCAGAUCGAGAGGACUUUCAGGGGAGACGUGUGCUACCUCCUGACAGAGCAGAUCAGCAGGGCACUGCUUAGGCAACAGACCAUAACUAACUUCCUCUUUGAGGAUGUGUCUUGUCUGGAUGAGAAACCACCCGAAAAACAAUACGGAGGCUGCCAGGGGCACAGUCAUGAUGCUAGAGAUGGAAAGUGUUCGGAAGAGUUCCCUGCUCCUACGGUGGUCAUCAGCUUGGGAUCCUACAAGUCCAGCGUGGAAUGCGUGCCCAUCAAGAUGGAGCAGGAAAUCGAGGACUCCCAAGAACCCCAAAUGAGCGAGUCUGUGACGUUUGAGCACCAGGAGAACCUGGAUUACCUCGAUGCAGAUAUCAAAGGCAGCAUCAGCAGCGGUGAGAGCAUCGAGGUUCUGGGAACGGAGAAGUCUGCCUCUGGCUUGCCAAAAUCGGAGAGCCAGGCCAGCCUGCCCGUGAGCCCCAGCCCCCAGGUGGGCAGGAGCAAGGUGGGCAGCAGGAGGACCGUCAGCGAGGACAGCAUCGAGGUCCUCAGCACGUGUCCCUCCGAGUCGCUCAUCCCGGAGGAUUUCAAAGCGAGUUACCCAAGUGCCAUUAACGAGGAGCCCUACGUGGGUGAUGAAGAGGGAGGCCUUCGCUUCACCCCCAGACUGAACCCGGACGAUGCCGACGAGCAGGAAGACGUUUCAAACCAGGAAAACUUAGUGCAGGUGGAUUCUGCUUGUUGUAUCGGGAAGGAGAGCCCCAACUUCCUCGAGCCUCUGCCUGACCUGGGACACAAGCCCUGCGAUGAGGACGGGGUGGUCAGGAUCCCCCCGCAGCCAUACCGGGCGGCUGAACCGGGGCUGCACGGCACCUUUGGGAGCUUCCCCUCCCACGAUGGCAUCUCGGGGGGGCUCCUGCCCUACGAGCUUGACUCUCGCUACCUGGCGGGCAGCAGGGAGGUCAGUAAGAGCAGCCUGGAUGAGUGCUCAGACUCCACGAGCUAUAUGAGCAGCGCUGCCUCCACGUGCUCCGACAGGACCCCUUCUCCAGCCCACCCUGCCUGCCAGGGGGCUGACAGGCACAAGAAGAAGGCUGGGCAGAACGCCCUGAGGUUCAUCAGGCAAUACCCCUUUGCCCACCCUGCCAUCUACUCCCUGCUCAGCGGCAGGACCCUCAUCGUGCUGGGCGAGGAGGAAGCCAUAGUGAAGAAGCUCGUGACGGCGCUCUCCAUCUUCGUGCCCAACUGCGGCCUUUACGCCAAGCCCGUGAAGCACUGGGUCACCUCCCCUCUGCACGUCGUGGAUUUCCAGAAGUGGAAGCUGAUCGGGCUCCAGAGGACGGUGUCUCCUGGCGGGGUGAACGUGCUGCACGCCCUGAGCCGCUACAGCCGCUACAUCAGCAUCCUGGACGCUGACAGUAAGACUCUGCGCUGCCCCCUUUACAAAGGCUCCGUGGUGUCCCGGCUGGCGGAUCACCGCACGCAGAUCAAGCGAGGAAGCACCUACUAUAUGCACGUCCAAAGCAUCCUCACCCAGCUGUGUUCGAAAGCCUUCCUCUUCACUUUCUGCCAUCAUUUGCACCUUCCCAUCAGCGAAAGGGAACCCGAAGAAGCCGUUGUGAAUCGUAGGAUGAACUUUCUGAAGCUUCAACUGGGCCUGGUCAAUGAAGACGUCAAAAUCGUGCAGUACCUGGCGGAGCUGCUGAAGCUGCAGUACAUUCAGGAACCCGGGCAGGGGCUGAGCCCUCUGCUCCGCUUUGACUACGUGCCCAGCUUUUUGUACAAGAUCUAGCCUCCUGUGGGCCAUCUGCGCCGGGGUCUGACAGAGCUCAUCCCUGCUUCACAUCGCUGUCUGCAGUAGCUCUCAUACGUCAGGAAGGGGUGAAGAAGCCGAUGCGUUUGUGAGCGUCUCUGCUCCACAGGAAUCCCUGUCUGAGGGACUGGAUUUCUGUUCCCCGUAGCCAACAAUGUAGAUGUUCCAUCCCCGAAACCACCGGGCACUCUGUUUUUAAGUGUUAGAAGGGGCACUGUUAACUUUUCGUGGCAGCAUCCCAGGGGGAAUAGGGCAUGGAGAGAGGUGGGCUGUGUCGGGGAUCAAUACUAGUGCACAGCCCUCAAAACAACAGUGCUCCACAUGCUUCUGCCAGAUCCCUAAAUGCUGUUGGUCCCUUCCGAGGAGCCUGGAUGGAGACCACAGGGGAGAUGUAAAGGCCACGUGAAGGUUUUAAUCCACUGGUGUCUCAUGUGAAGCUCGCUGGCAGGGUGGCAGCUUGCAGUUACCCAUCUGGGUGCGGCGGGUGGUGUUCCCUUCUGUGUUUAUCCAAGUUUCCUGACGCUUCCCGGGACAGGUUGUGCCUGGGUGGGUGGGAGCAGAGUGGAAGCACAUGUGCUUCUCUCCAGAAAGUGUUUUCCAGUUUCUCUCAGCUUUGUUAAGAUCCGGAAUGUGGAAGGAUUCACCCGCUGCCAUGAAUGUAGAGCACUGUGCCUUGUAACUUGUCGUGUCCUGUUUGCACCUCCGAGAAGGGUGGGAAAGAGAUGGGAAUCCUCAGAGCACAUGAAGUUGAGGGUGGCCUUUUAAGCAGAGAGAUUGGAGGGCUGAAAUGAGUGGGGGGAGCCUCAUUUUUAGGUGCUUUUUGUGAUGGGGGGGAUCGAACAGUGCAAUGAAGUGAUGCUGGGAGCAGCAGGCUGGUAGAGCAGCUGCCUGGCUGGGGAGAUACGAGUGCUCAGGAGAGAUCAGGGAUGGAUGGACCAGGUUCUGUGUUGUAUAUGUGAUAGUUUAUUUUGUUUUGGUGUAUUUCUAUCAUGGAGUUCACUUCUGUGCCGUGUGGCACAGCAGGGUCAGUGUCACUGCAUGCUGCUUCUGGCCUUUGUCAUGUCUCCCCUACCUCUCCUAGGGCGCUCCUGGGUAGCUCUGGACGGGGCAGAACUGCUGCUCUCUGAGCCUGGAUGUUGAGGACUUUUCCUUUCAAAGCUUCUGUGCUGCUGCCUGUGCCAUAAAGGUUGUGCCACCGGCGUGGUGACAGCCCCACGUUGUUCCUGUCAGUGCUGGGGGCACAACGCUUCCAUGUGGAGUCUCAGAGGAGAUGCUGCUCCUUGGCCACUGGUCCUGGGCUGUGGUUUGCUCUGCCCAGUGCCAAGUGGCUGUAGCAGCCCCUGUGGUACUCCUAAGCAAGAAAAGCCUUGCAAGGGAAGGUAGCCUUGGUUUUAUUUGUGUUUUAGCACUCUGAUUAUGGCAGGAGAACAGCUGAGAUUGUACAAAAUGAGCUGAUGUGUUGUUUGCUUUGGGUUUAUUUAUUCCUUUAAACCUCUGUUUCUGCUGUGAGGCAGUGCUGGAGGUGAAGGUGAUGUCCCUUCUGAGCCCAGGGCAGGUUGUGUGUACAGACAUGGCUCAGACCCACUGAACCUUGCUGUAAGAACCACACCGCUCCAAAACCGGUGUCCUGAAAGCAAGGAGGCUCCUCGGGCAGGCUGUGGGCACCAGCAUCUGCACCUCAGCACCACCGCUGCUCCUUUCUUCUUUAUAUUUGAGGUAUAAAGGCUGUUUUAAAUGUCAGUGUUGUUUCUGGUGGUGUACAGCGGGGUUGUGGUACUCUCCAGAGGGAUUUCCAAGGUCAGGGAUUACUUGUGGCAGCGGGUUGAGGUCCCAGAGGGGAAGCAGCGUGGCUGAAGGUGAGCAGAAGUGCAUGUGGCAGGGCUCAAUGCCUUUAGAGCAUGUUUAAAGGCCUCAUCCUUUCUGAACUGUGCCCUCCUGUCGUGUGUGAACUGGAUCUGCUGGUGAAAGACUUCUGUGUCCAUCCAAAAGGUGAUUUGAGGUGUCCUCUGGUCCGUU